CCCAUUUCUGAAUUAUUCUAAAACUAAACAAAGUUAAAUCACCCUUUAGUCCUUUACUGUAAACCCUAGAUACAGUUGUAAAUCUCGCCGUGGAAGCUCCAAGAGAGAGAGAGAAGAAGAGGGAUUCUCCGGCCGUCGCCAACUCCGUCAACAGUACCGAAUAGCAUAAAUUUGGGAGGUGAAAAAUCAUGGCGAAGCAUCAUCCUGACUUGAUAAUGUGCAGGAAGCAGCCUGGGAUUGCAAUUGGAAGACUUUGCGAGAAAUGUGAUGGAAAAUGUGUAAUUUGUGACUCCUAUGUUAGGCCUUGCACCCUUGUAAGGGUAUGUGAUGAAUGCAACUACGGAUCUUUUCAGGGGCGUUGUGUCAUAUGUGGAGGAGUUGGGAUUUCAGAUGCCUAUUACUGCAAGGAAUGCACCCAACAGGAGAAAGAUAGAGAUGGCUGUCCAAAGAUUGUUAACUUGGGAAGCGCUAAAACUGAUCUGUUUUACGAACGCAAGAAGUAUGGUUUCAAGAAGCGAUGAUUUUAUUAAUUUCACAAUGUUCUUUUUUAUUACUGCCCGGGAUUGAUUCGUUGAAUUGUUGUUAUAUUUGCAACACUUGUAGUCAUUUUGAAUGUUGAGUUGUGAAAAAAUUAUUCCU
Messenger RNA from Impatiens glandulifera, 639 nucleotides. Its product is annotated as PHD finger-like domain-containing protein 5A. Gene Ontology annotation, biological process: mRNA splicing, via spliceosome. Gene Ontology annotation, cellular component: U2 snRNP; catalytic step 2 spliceosome; precatalytic spliceosome. The transcript is spliced from 2 exons. The record is from RefSeq and is a predicted model, not a curated record. Lineage: Eukaryota; Viridiplantae; Streptophyta; Magnoliopsida; Ericales; Balsaminaceae. Bases 189 to 521 code for a protein of 110 amino acids.